This is a messenger RNA of Diuraphis noxia (Russian wheat aphid), 1531 nucleotides long. RefSeq lists its product as uncharacterized. NCBI's taxonomy places the organism in Eukaryota, Metazoa, Arthropoda, Insecta, Hemiptera, Aphididae. The record is from RefSeq and is a predicted model, not a curated record.
UCACCGGCGCACUUAUACCCGAUCGCUUCGCGCACGCACACCGAACCCGCACUGAUCGCGUGGACUUUAUCAUCGAAUACUCCACUGACAUCGCGAUACACCCACGACUUCAGCUGCAUCGAGAAAACCGUCACGGCGAUCGCUGACUACAGUGGUGACAUAUAUAUAAUAUAUAGACAGACAGACAACUCCGUAACCAUAACCAUGGUCGGCACAAGGCACUUGGUGUUUUUGGCCGUAUACGCCGUGUACGCACAACUAUCAACUGCCUCUCCAGUCUACCAAGAGGACGACCACUAUGAUGGACACCACCAUGGUCCACCACCAGCCACUUCGUACGCUACUAUAUCGACAACACACGUCAAAGUGCAACACCCCCCGGCGGUAUCCACGAAGUACGUGACACCGUACAAACAUGAGUAUCUGACGCAACCGCAGAUGGCGUACAAGUAUAUAUCAUUGCCGUCGGCCGUUGCCCUGCAACAGUCCGGUAAAUUCGAAGAGCCAUCCACGUCGGGCUACAAGUACCUGGCCGCGUCACCGACGUAUAAGUACGUACAACCACCAGCGGUGACUACCGAACCAGAAGCCGCGGAAGAGCCAACCAACUCGUUGAAAUACGCACUCAAAUACGAACAGAACUCGUUCAAACAGGAACAAGAACAGCAGCAACAGUUGCAGCAGCAAUUCCAGCAGCAAGAGUACGAACAACCAGCUGUUCAAUACAAGUACAUAGCCGUGCCGUCGUACAAAUACGUGCAACAAGUGUCCGCGGAACCGGAAUACGGUCAGCACCAGCAGCAGCAGCAGCAGCGGCAGCAACAAGUUGCUAUCUCUUAUGACUACACCGAUGACAAGCAAUAAUUAAAUUUAUAGUAGGUAUAGGUAAUAACGACGGCGAUUAUAACAUAAGGCCUCAAUGCCUAAAAUCGGCGUAGUGAACUUAAAAAUUGUCAGAGGUGACCGUUUUUAUGACUAAUUUAACCACUUUAAAUCGCUAAACAUAUUAGCUUUAACUUUUAAGUAUCAUGUUUUCGAAGAUCUGCAGCAUUAAAAAAAUAUAAGAUAAUAUGACACUCCCUAAAAAAACUCUUUAGUCACCUCUUAAAUACCUCCUUCGUUACGCUGUUGUCCAAACUCGCCUACGAUAUAACCACAUUGCUCACUAUUUUAGCCCACCACUUCGAUCUACACUCUUACACUUACAAAAUAUGUAUAUAAUAAAUGUUCGAAUUUUUGAGUGAAAAUUUUUAAAAAAAGUUAAAAAUACAUAAUCUUACGUUUCACGUUUAAUAAUAUUUGUUACGUUUAACGUGCAGGGACUAUCUCUAUCUCACCAUCUUUUUCUCUGUGUCGUCUAUUAAAUUACGCCAAUGAUUAUAUAUAUAUUAUUGUCUUUUUAGUUUUACUUACGGCUGUGUUUGCCAUAUUUUACGUGUCUCUCAGCAUAAAAUGUGGGGGUUUAAUUUCUCCUUAUAUAAUAUAAAAACAAAUACGAUUACGAUUUUUGUACUUUAAUUAUAGUAUAUUU